Molecule: messenger RNA, 2871 nt
Organism: Patiria miniata (bat star)
Lineage: Eukaryota; Metazoa; Echinodermata; Asteroidea; Valvatida; Asterinidae
Exons: 10
Coding region: 50-2536 (828 amino acids)
Source: RefSeq, a predicted model, not a curated record
UUUUCACGCAUGCGUAGUACAUCACGGCGGUCAUUUCCGAAUAUCCAAAAUGGCCGACGGUAAUCGGGAGUUGUCGUACGAAAUUUACUGGACUCGCGAUGAAAGUCUUUACAACAGCGACUCUGAAGGUGUUUUGCAUUCAUACGCCCCAGGAGUUGACCAGCCAGGCAAUAGGAAACCAACGCAGAAAACGAAACACCAGCAACGCAGAGACGUACCCAGCAGAGCUUCACGAGAUGAGAAAAUGAUGGAAGGACGAGACGGGAAACUGGGAAGACACGAAAGACGGAAAGAAAAAGAGACCAAGACGGUGAAAACAGCAUCAAUGGAGGUGACAAAGAGAAACGACAAGCCGUCUUUGAAAGACCUUCGGCCUGAGGACAAAAAGAGGAUCGCCAAUUUAAUAAGAGAACUCGCAAAGGUGGGCGAAGAGAAGGAGGUCAUUGUCCAGCAACUCAACGUGGAGCGACGUUCGUACGAAGACAAAGUCAGCAAGUUGCAGCAGCAGAUGGAGGCAAUCGUACAAGAGAGAGAAUUGACCCAGACGCAAUAUUUGGAAUGCCAGAAGCUCUUGGCGGAGUACCAGUCACAGCUGGCGUCCGAACAAGAGAAGCUUGCCGUAUCAUUGCACCAUCCAGUAUCCCCUCCGAAGUUCAACAUGGUCCCACAGUCGCUUGCAAAAGCAACGUCUGGUAAUCAACCAAAUGGGUUUCAGCCGAGCACACCCAGACCGACUAUGCAACGGCCCAGCACCCAGCAUGUCACCCAAGGUCACCCUAAUGGGUACCCUAGUGCACCCCAUCAAAAUGGGUACAGGCACCCCGGUACCCAUCCUGCUGCACCAAGCCUGAAGCAAGGCAACCACCCAUCAAGAGUUGACAGGAACCGACCCCCGGGCACCCAGCAGUACCUGGUACCCGGCACCCAGUCGCACCACAACCCGGUACCCAGCACCCAGUCGCACCACCACCCAUCCAGCCUGGAUCCCGAAUUUAACCCAACGCUAGCCAGCACCCACAGAUCCCAACCAUCCAACGGCGAGAGCGACAGAAGCUGGGCUGAACCGCAGGCAGCCGGCAGCGGGACGCCUGCUAUGUACGUGUCCUACGGAAACACCGGCGGGUACGUGCUUCGACCGGGGCUCGACACCGAACAGGAGAUACACUUCCCCCAGACGGGUCCGCCAAGCGGCUAUCUCAAGGAUUCGCAAGAGACGCUCGCUUCCAGAUCCCAGUCCGGAGAAUUCAGGCCUCUUCAGCCGGAACUGGAAACGGACUUUUCGAGUCAAGGAAGCCACAACUCUCCGGAGUAUGUGGCUGAGUUUUGGAAACAUCAGAACAGCACCAAACACACAAGAAACACAUUGCAAGCAAACGACCACGGAGAUGGGAUCGGCGUGAACAGAAACCACCAAGGAGAUUUUCAUCCUUUCCAAGAUGCGGUUGCCAGGCAACCAACCUACCAAACCGUCGCCGAGCAACGCCACAGUCUCCUAGAGAAGCAGAGACAUCAGCUGCAUCGGGAGCAAGCUUGGCUGCGACAGAAACUCAAAGAUCAAGAAGAGAUGCUACGCCGAAAACAGAGCCAACUCGAGCUGCACAGAGUACACCAGCUGGCACGGGAACAGCAGCAGGACUACCGCUUGGAAAGAGAAUGGCAGGACUAUGGGAAUGGCAUUGGCCAAACAUCUGACCCGCAGGCGAACAGAACAGAUCCUGAAUGGGAAGAACCGAACCUUUUUAACGGGAUACGUCAAGAAGCGCCCUCUGGGAGCGAGAGUGAUAACGAUGACGUCAUCUCAACGAAUUACCCACCAAGUUUCGCGAAUCACUCGCCAACAAAACACACCUUGGAGAACUCCAUGAGACGAUUAGAUCUUAGUCAGGGUAGACGCCAACGCAGCGCUGACGUGUCAAGCACCAAAGCUGCCAUGGCCACAGGAAAGAGGAAUUUGACUCCGAAGAGCCAAGGAGAGGCGAUUGACGGAUACGCAUCACUGUAUCCCACCAGUCAGCCAAGGCACAAGAUUCAAGGGUCCACGUCAUCACAUUCCCCGUCUACGUCGAGCUCGCCGACGCUCGUUGACCAGUCGACGUCCCCCCUGUACCGGGACCGAAGCACAGUAACCGCGAGAUCCCCCGGGCAAGGAAAUCUCAGUCUGUCCCCCGGUAGAGUCCACGUCACCCUGGCCCCUGCACUUCAACAGAAAACAAGCAGGGAGCAGGCUAAGACGCGGCAUCAACAAAGACUUACCGACAGACGAGCCGUGUCCCUUCCUCAGAGUCCACGAUAUCACAGCGAAGCCUCGGAGAAGAAACGUAACGUAACUCACCUCUCUGAUCUGAUAGCCGAGAUGGAGUCCCCACCCCCACCCAGCGCACCCCGUGCCAGACCGGCGGACGCAACCCACAACACGAGUGUGAUCCGACCGGGUUCCGUCCCCACGCCCGAUUUGUUUCAGGACGACGUAGCGUACACCGACACCGACGCGGAGCUACAGGAAUCCCGAAUUCUUGAAGACGUCUUCUUUUUGUGAGGGUCACUUGCGAAAGAAGCAUUCUUAAUCUUAUUCGUCUUUGUUGUUUUCAGCUUGCAAGGUUUUUUUCCAGAACAAAUCCAGAAAAUUGCUGAACGGUUCUUUGUACAGAAUAUGCAACUUAUGGCCUUCGCCAAAAAAACCCCUAACUUACCUUUUCAAAGGACUUCUUGCAAUCUUUUGGUAAGUUAUCGAUAUUUUUUAUAAAUUCAAUGAACUAUGCAUGUUUUUGUCUGUAGUUUUUAACUGUGCAUACUACUUUCAAGUUUCUACCAUUAUUUACAUUUUUGCAUAUGCAAGGAAUAAAUAGCUAAUAAAUUAUUUGACAUCUUGUA